Messenger RNA from Zootoca vivipara (common lizard), 2398 nucleotides. RefSeq names its product leptin receptor overlapping transcript (gene LEPROT). Gene Ontology annotation, biological process: negative regulation of growth hormone receptor signaling pathway; late endosome to vacuole transport via multivesicular body sorting pathway. Gene Ontology annotation, cellular component: endosome. The record is from RefSeq and is a predicted model, not a curated record. Lineage: Eukaryota; Metazoa; Chordata; Lepidosauria; Squamata; Lacertidae.
GGGAAGGGUUAGUGCAGGAGCCACGUGAACAGAAGGCGGAAGAAGUCGACACCUUAUUCUCCGCCUCCUCUGCUUCGUCGUCCAGGGAGAGAGCGAGCAAAAAAGGCGCCCCGCAAAAGAAACGGAGACAUGGCGGGGAUUAAAGCCCUGGUUGGCUUAUCGUUCACUGGAGCUAUGGGUCUGACGUUUCUUGUAUUGGGUUGUGCACUGGAAAGUUACGGUGUCUACUGGCCUUUAUUUGUUUUGAUAUUUUACUUCAUAAGUCCUAUUCCACACUUCAUCACAAAAAGAGUAAGCGACGAUACAGAUGCUGCAAGCAGCGCCUGCAGGGAGUUGGCAUGUUUCUUCACGACUGGAAUUGUGGUUUCUGCUUUUGCGUUUCCUAUUAUCCUUGCACGUGUUGAAGUGAUCAAGUGGGGAGCUUGUUGCCUUGUGCUGGCUGGAAAUGCAGUAAUUUUCAUUACCAUUUUAGGCUUUUUUGUUCUGUUUGGAAGAGGAGAUGAUUUUUCCUGGGAACAGUGGUAGACUGCACUAUGGAUUUUCAUAUGGAUCUGCACUUUAGGGCUUACAGGGAGCUUUAUUAUGACACGGAUCUCAGAGUGCAUUGUAUGUGUGUGUGUAUAUAUAUAUAUAUAUAUAUACGCAUAUGCAUAGGAUGGCAUAUUAUUUGCAUGCAUUAAUAGCUUUACAUUAUUGCAGGGCUUCCCAAACUUGGAUCCCAAACUUGCUUUUGGACUACAAUUCCUAUCAUCCCUGACCACUGGUCCUGCUAGCUAGGGAUGGUGGGAGUUGUAGUCCAAAACCAAUGGGAGAAACCAUGCACUAUUGGAUAUGGGUCCGCUUUUUGUAUCUGGUGCCAGCCUAACACAGGGUAAAUGUAUUGCGUUUUAAAUACUAGUCUUUCUAUUUAGUUGGAUGCAUGCAACUUGCUGCAAUUUGUGAUAAUUUUUUGGACUGCAACCUACAUUUUGCCAAAGUGCUGAAAUAACCGUAGUAAGCAUUUCUUCACGACAAUAGCACAAAGACAUUUUAAUGGUAAUGUUUGUAAAGUACUCAGACUAUUCAAUUCUUAAAUUACUCAGGGUUUAUAAUGCUUUGAAAUACAGUCUUAAAGAAGAGCUUUUGCGUAAGUGAGAAAAUGGGGUACAAUCCUGCAGAUGCAUUUCAUACAUUGACAGUUCUAUUCUGUGUUGCUGGAAGUUUUGAGAUAAUUAAUUUUAAAAGUAGUUUUAGCUCUGGUAAGAGUAGAGGUAUGAAAAAUUAACGCUGCACUCCUCUACACGUUUGCUUGGGAGUAACACAGACACCAGUUUACUCUCCUGAAGACAGUGGGAUUUACUCAUGAGUCAACAUGCAUAGGGUUAGGUCAGGCAUCCCCAAAGUGCGGCCCUCCAGAUGUUUUGGCCUACAACUCCCAUGAUCCCUAGCUAACAGGACCAGUGGUCAGGGAUGAUGGGAACUGUAGUCCAAAACAUCUGGAGGGCCGAAGUUUGGGGGUGCCUGGGUUAGGUUGUGAAGUUGCCUUAUAAAUUAUGCUGCAGCAAAAAUAAAAAAGAAGGAAUAUAAAUUUAGCUUUGAUCUUCUUUUCCUGUUGUUCCAAAAGUCUCUCUUCCACCAUCACUUUCAAAUAAUACAGAAUACACCUUUUUAAAGGUGGCAUGAUAAAGGCAAAUGAUAAUGUUCACUUUCUGGCGCAGGGAUGGGUAUCCAACAGCCUCUGGCCUUAUUUCACGUGGCCUUCAACCUGAUUUAAUAUGGGUAGCAAAAAGGGUGUGCCUUGCCUUGCUUUGGGAUCUGCCCCUCCAAAACUGACCCACCUUGACCGAGUGUGACCUUCAAAAGGAGAUUUUGCCAUUUCUGUUCUAAAAGGUGCUUUACUCUUUAAAGUGGGAACACAAGUUAUUUUAUAGGUGAGAUAUAGUGAUGAAAGGGUCCCCCCUAUUUAAUGUGUAAAAUCAAAUUACUAUUUGUGGUGGUGUGAAAUAAAGAGUUAUUGCAAGGGUUAUAAAGGUUCCUGUGAGCCUGAUAUUGUUUUGCUGCAAGCUUGUCAUCCUGCCAGUGUCUGUGACCAUUCAUUUAUGUUAGCGAUUUUCAUUACAUAGUUUAAAAAAAGAAAGAAAAAGUAUUGUGGUACCCUAAAUACACAUAGUGAUCUUACUCCAAAGUGCCUUUCUCCAAGAUUAUUGUGUUCUGCAGGAGGCAUGUGCAUCAAAGCCAUGCUGCAUGUCUUUGAUAAACAUUGCUUUGCAUUCUCUUGUUGACAAUGUUUCAUAUACAGCAUAUAUGAACUUUUGUAACCUUUGUAAUUUAUGUCAUUUGAAGUACUGGAAUUGUGCAGUAUUAGAAUACAUUUGUGAAUGUAUUUUUAAAAAACUCAAUAAAAUUUUACUUCAAAGUC